This is a messenger RNA of Pseudomassariella vexata, 2286 nucleotides long. Its product is annotated as glycoside hydrolase family 55 protein. Gene Ontology annotation, molecular function: polygalacturonase activity. Bases 1 to 2286 code for a protein of 761 amino acids. The transcript is spliced from 7 exons. The record is from RefSeq and is a predicted model, not a curated record. Lineage: Eukaryota; Fungi; Ascomycota; Sordariomycetes; Amphisphaeriales; Pseudomassariaceae.
AUGAGGUUCUCCGUAACAACCACGCUAGCUAUUCUCCUCGCGGGCGUUUCCACGUCGCCAACCCUGGGAAACAAUGGCGCCUCUGAGAAACGGGCAACGGGCUUUUGGUAUGCCGACAUAGAUCAUGCCGGGGACUAUCGAGGGUAUGCGCCGGAUCUUGAUACAAACGGUUCUUACUCAGUUUAUAAGAGUGUGAGCCCCGGGGCGAGCGCGGACGACAUCCAGCGUGCUAUCUUGGAUGAUAUUGACGGUCGUGAUCGGAAUGGUCAAUGGUUGGCGUCACAACCGAGGGUUGUGUACAUCCCCCCAGGAACGUAUGUACUCAACCAUACGAUCUAUAUGAACACAGAUACCAUUCUCAUGGGUGAUGCGACCGAUCCUCCUAUAAUCAAAGCUGCUGCUGGCUUCUCUGGGGAUCAAAUCCUGCUUUCAGGUCAAGACCCCACGACAGGAAUAUCAGGAGAACUCUCUUUCGCUGUCGGUUUGAAGAACCUGGUUCUGGACACAACAAACAUUGCUGGGGGCAAUGCCUUCACUGCACUUUGGUGGGGUGUUGCCCAGGUGGCUCAUCUGCAGAACAUUAAGAUCCAGAUGGCAUAUCCAGGUAACGGCACUGGCCAUACAGGGAUCCGUCUCGGCAGGGGUUCCACUCUUGGUCUCGCCGACGUGCGCAUUGAGCGCGGACAGAACGGUAUCUGGCACGAUGGACAUCAACAAGCUCUCUACAAGAGCAUCUACUUCUACCAGAACACUAUCGGCAUGCUCAUCAGUGGGGGAGCCACCAUCAGCAUCAUAGCACCCACUUUCGACACUUGCGGAACCGCAGUAAGCAACACAAAUGGUGACCCCUGGAUAGGUAUCAUCGAUGCCAAGUCCAUCAACUCUGGCGUGACCUUUGUGACGACCAGCUACCCAUCGUUUCUCAUAGAGAAUUUGACUAAGGACACCGAAUCGGACAUCGCCCAAGUACGAGGAGAAACUGAACUAGGACCUGCAAGCCAUGUUGACACUUUCACCUACGCCAACACAGUCGGUCGUGAUCCCAUAUACGGCCCCACUACUACGCAAAAUACCCGCCCGGCAGCCCUGGCACCUAAUGGCAACUAUCCCGUUCUCCCGGCGCCCAACUACGCCAACAACCCCGUCUCGGACUUCAUCAACAUCAAAGACCCGUCCCAAAACGGCGGCCAUAUCAUCCUAGGGGACAACACCAAGGACGAGUCCAUUGCCCUCAACGCCAUCUUGCAAUUCGCCGCAGCGAGCAACAAAAUCGCCUAUUUCCCCUUCGGCAAGUACCGCGUCGAUGACACUUUGCUUAUCCCCACUGGAUCCCGUAUCGUUGGCGAGGCCUGGGCGACCAUCACCGGCAACGGCGCCGCAUUCAAGGACUCCAGCAACCCGAAGCCCGUUGUGUCUGUUGGCAACCCCGGAGACAUCGGCAUCGCCCAAAUCCAGGACAUGCGCUUCACCGUCUCAGACGUCCUGCCAGGCGCCAUAAUCGUGCAAUUUAACAUGGCCGGUCCCACCCCUGGUUCCGUCGCCCUCUGGAACUCAUUAAUCACGGUGGGCGGUACCCGCGGCGCCUCGGCUCUGACUGAUACUUGCACCGACCCGUCCGACGAGUGUCAAGCGGCCUUUCUAGGACUACACUUCUCGUCCACAUCAUCAGCGUACGUCGAAAACGUCUGGAACUGGGUCGCAGACCACACGACAGAGUCUUUCGAGGGCGGGUCCAGCAUCGCCGCCAAAGGCGGGGCGCUAGUCGAGAGCACAAGGGGGACCUGGCUCCAUGCUUUGGGGUCGGAGCACUGGUGGCUAUACCAGCUGAACCUGCGCCAAGCGAGAAAUGUGUUGGUUUCUAUGUUGCAGACGGAGACGAACUACGAUCAGGGAGAUAACGUGGAGCAGAUCCCACCGGCACCAUGGACGCCUGAUGUGCAGGGUUGGGGGGAUCCGGAUUUUAGCUGGUGUGAGGACGAGGAUGCGCGGUGUAGGAUGGGGUUUGCGAAUUAUAUACAGGGCGGGGCGGAUAUCUAUACCUAUGCGUCGGCUUCGUGGGCUUUCUUUAGUGGGCCGGGUUAUCAAGCUUGUGCUGGGACGUUCCAGUGUCAGGAUUAUAUGCACUGGAUCGCCGAGACGCCGUCAAAUUUGCAGGCUUUUGGGCUGUGUUCCAAGGAUACGUAUGUCACGUUGCGGUUGGCGGAUGGGACAGCUAUUUUUACGAAUAGUAGCUUUACGGGGUCGUGGACGGGUAGCGGUGGUGAUGUUGGCCGAUAUACGCCUUAG